CUUUAGAACUACGUGAUCCACUUGACCCCGUUUGGACAGUGAACAUUUCAAUCUGUACAGGAUAAAGUCACAAAUGCAUUCCACGAGGGAUUCGUAUCCCAACUGCGCCAAAUAAUCUCGUCCAACAUCAUUCCCGAUGUUAAAUUAAUGUCCCAACGAUGUCUGUAGACAAUGUCAAGGCAAGUCGCAGCGGUAUGGCGGUAAUUGCCAUUUUGGGACUGUUAUCACGUGCUGAACCGCGUAGUAUCUGCUCGCACUUUUCUUGCUUUUCUAUUUCGUCUGUCGCUGCUGCAAUUAAACGGAAAGACUCUGUUUUCUUGCAUAGUCCAAACGAGGUCCGGCUGCGCAUGCUGACUUGCGUCGUCAUCGUAGUGCCCCUCGCACUCAACUUGACUCGUUGCAGCACCAGUCCAUUUCUAUCGCCAUGUCUUCCAAUGACCCCCAAACCUCGAUAGAGAACCUUCGGGCCACCAAGCGGAAACUAGACGAAGCUUUCCAACACCUUGACGAUACUGUUCAGCCUGCACUCAAGAAAUCCAACACGAGUCGCUCCAUAUACUCUACUCU
Guyanagaster necrorhizus is the source of this 567-nucleotide messenger RNA. RefSeq lists its product as uncharacterized. The transcript has 3 exons. NCBI's taxonomy places the organism in Eukaryota, Fungi, Basidiomycota, Agaricomycetes, Agaricales, Physalacriaceae. Bases 159 to 455 code for a protein of 98 amino acids. The record is from RefSeq and is a predicted model, not a curated record.